Brettanomyces bruxellensis is the source of this 1269-nucleotide messenger RNA. RefSeq lists its product as uncharacterized. Gene Ontology annotation, biological process: G protein-coupled receptor signaling pathway. NCBI's taxonomy places the organism in Eukaryota, Fungi, Ascomycota, Pichiomycetes, Pichiales, Pichiaceae. Bases 1 to 1269 code for a protein of 422 amino acids. The record is from RefSeq and is a predicted model, not a curated record. Gene Ontology annotation, molecular function: signaling receptor complex adaptor activity; protein binding. Gene Ontology annotation, cellular component: heterotrimeric G-protein complex; cytoplasm. The transcript has a single exon.
AUGGACUCCCAAGCUGUUGCACAACAAAUGGAAAUUUCAAAACUGCUGAAUAAGCAGAUAAAUGUCGCUCAAAUGGAGUGCAAAAACCUAACCAUACAGCUCUCCAGAAUAAAGCAAAAUGGCAGGGAUGCUACCUUACAAUCACUGGCCAAUAACUGUGGUCAAUCAUUGAGUGCGGUUAAUCUCCGGAGGUAUCGUACUUUGAAGGGACAUUUUGAUAAGGUUGCUGAUAUUGCAUGGCUCCCUGAUGGAAGGCACAUUGUUAGCGCGUCGCAAGAUGGCUUUCUUCUCGUCUGGGAUUCAACAAACGGGUUCAAAAAAGAAUUAAUUGAACUGGAUGACCCAUGGGUAAUGUGCUGUGACGUUUCACAUGAUGGGAGACUUGUUGCCACCGGUGGGUUGGAAAAUGCCUGCAUAGUUUAUAAGAUGUCGGUUAAGGGGACUGGCCCACAGCAGCAGUCUCCAUUAGGAGCAGAUGGAAGCAGGAAAAGCUCUUUGCUAUCAGUCUUCAAAGGUCAUAAAGAGUAUAUAUCGGGACUUUCAUUUCUUGCCGGUUCAUCUUCGCAAAUUGUUACUUGUUCCGGUGAUCGCUCUUCCAUACUAUGGGACACAACAAAAGGAGGAAAAGUUUCAACAUUUUAUGGGCAUUUGGGAGACGUGUUAUCAUUAUCACCUAAUCCGACAGAUCCCAACAUAUUUGUGACAUGCUCGUGUGAUCGUAGGGCACUCCUUUGGGAUAAAAGAUCGCCUGUAAGUGUUCGUCGGUAUGUAUCAGCAGAUAAUUGCGAUGCAUCCGUUGUGCGAUUUUUCCCCGAUGGUCAUAGCUUUGCCUGUGGUUCGGAUGAUGGCACGAUCAAGCUUUUUGACUUACGUUCGGAUGGAGAUAUUGCGACAUAUGGUAUUGAGAAUGUUAGACAAUAUGCUAUGCACAAUAACAUAGCUCCAAUAUCAAUGUCACCAAAGUCAUUUUCUUCCAAUGAAGAGGCAAAAAUAGCGAUGGGCUCGAUAGCCGGAUCUAUGGAAUCGUCGCUCGAAUCUUCCAUUGAUAAUCCAGGUGUUAUAUCGAUGUCCUUCAGUAAGAGUGGCCGUUUGAUGUUAACAUCAUAUGCGGAGUAUAGUAGUGUGAUGAUCACAGAUACUAUAACAGGACAAAUUCUUGGCUCCAUGGGUGGUCAUUCGGAUGUUGUCAGUAGUAUAUGUGUUUCUGAGGAUGGACUUGGGGUUGCAACUGGAAGCAGGGAUUACACAGUUAACAUAUGGUCGGUAUAG